Molecule: messenger RNA, 1957 nt
Organism: Ceratitis capitata (Mediterranean fruit fly)
Lineage: Eukaryota; Metazoa; Arthropoda; Insecta; Diptera; Tephritidae
Gene: msl-3
Product: protein male-specific lethal-3
Exons: 8
Coding region: 90-1841 (583 amino acids)
Biological process (GO): regulation of DNA-templated transcription; chromatin organization
Cellular component (GO): MSL complex; nucleus; NuA4 histone acetyltransferase complex
Source: RefSeq, a predicted model, not a curated record
AUAAAUUUGCAGUGACUCUCAAACUUUGAUAUUGUAUUCUGUGUAGUGGUACAGGAAUAUUCUGGAUCCGGUUUUGUCAUGACUACCCGAUGAGUGUGCUCAAUCGAAAAAUGGCCCAAAGAAGUCGACAUUCUCAUCGUAGUAGUGCGAGUACGCGUUAUUUUGAAAAGGGUGAAAAAGUACUCUGCUACGAGCCCGAUCCCACAAAGGCAAAAGUGUUAUACGACUCAAAGAUUUUAGGUAUUUACGAAACUAAGGAUAAGCGUGGGCGUAAACUUGUACAAUAUAAAAUACAUUUUCAAGGCUGGAGCAGUUCGUGGGAUCGCAAAGUAAAUGCUGACUUUGUAUUGAAAGAUACAGAGGAAAAUCGACAACUUCAAAGAGAUUUGGCCGAAAAAGCACAAUUGCAGAUUAAUGCUUUUCUGUAUCGUAAGGAGCGUACCAGUAGCAAGAAAAAACAAAAUAAAACAGCUGCGCCCGCUGACGAUGCCGCAACAGCAGGAGGCAACAUAAGCGUUGCAGACCUGCGUUCCUCUCCUAAACUUCGAACACGCGGUUCGUCUGAAGAAAAUUUUAGCUCAAGCAGCACAUUGGAAAGGCAAGAGGAUUCCCCCAUGAAGGACGAAUGUGAAAGCGAGUCAUGCUGCAGCUCGGUAGAAAGCUUCCCAGAUGAAGAACGCGUGCUACUGCGAAUUAGCGAACGGUUGCGUCAGUAUUUAGAAUAUGAUCAUGAUAUGGUGGUAAAAUAUUGUAAGCAACACGCUUUGCCAGCGCGCAUACCUGUGGUGGCGAUAUUAGAGAAUUUCGUAAAACAAAGUGCGGUCAAAUUGGUAUUUUCAAAUACACAAGUCGAGAGUACACGACGGCGUACCACUCAACAACGUACAAAUAAAAAAGAACACGAGUUUGACAAACUUGUAGCAACCGUUAGCUUGCUGAAAGAAGUCGCCGACGGCUUACGAAUUUAUUUCGAUUUUACUAUAGCUGAUUUUUUACUAUAUAAAGAGGAAAAAGAAUACGCAUUAUCAUAUUUAAGCGAAGAGAAUCUUAAGAAUUUUACUUAUGUUGCAUUACCCGGUCUCUCGCCUGAUUUUCUGAAUCCCUCCAAAAAUGAAAGUGAGACCACACAGCCACCCGGCGGCGAUAGUUGCAUAGAGACGUCUACAGCUGAGGCUGCUUUAACGACAUCCGCUCCCGCAGAGGAGCCACAAAAGCGUAAAUCACGUUUACAUCGUAGCGAUGAUUGUGAAAUAAUAUUGGAAAACUGUUUAGAAAAUUGUUUGUCAAGCAUUGCCAGCACCAGUUCAGGUGCAUCUACUCCACUACAUUCUGCGGCGGGUGCAAGUGGCGCUGCCUCGGGCAUCAAUUACUUAAAAUCGCUACAACCAAUGGCGUUAAAUAUACCAACACAGACUAAAGAGUUUUUACAGACGGUUUUAGCUUGGCAUUUACUGCCAACUGAUGCACCAGCAGCGCCAUCGAUGAUUUUCGGCGCUCCCCACUUGGCGAGACUCAUUGUUAAAUUGCCGGAAUUUUUAAAUGCAUCAUCAAUGAGUGAUGAAAAGUUAAAGGUCCUACUACAACAUUUAGAUACUUUUGUAAAUUAUCUAGAGGCACGCAAAGAAUGGUUCAACGAAGACAAUUACGCGCGUACGAAUGCAGCGCGGAAACGUACAAGUUCCAGCGAAAGUAAUAAGCCUGCUACAACGGAAAGCGUCAAGGAAGCACCAGAGUCCAAUAUGCCAACGCUUACGCCCAUGGCUGCGGCAGCAGUGUCAUCAACAACGGCGGCUACAUCCACAGGGGCAACAACAGCUGGUACUGCAGCGAUUGCAACGUAAAGCGACAAACAGCCAUAAAUACGUUUACACAAGCAUUUAAUACUUACCAUAGAAUCUACAUUCAUACAAAUGUAGUUGAAGUACAGGAAUGAAAUACACAACCGAAUAAUGUAAAU